Messenger RNA from Laetiporus sulphureus 93-53, 540 nucleotides. RefSeq lists its product as uncharacterized. The record is from RefSeq and is a predicted model, not a curated record. Lineage: Eukaryota; Fungi; Basidiomycota; Agaricomycetes; Polyporales; Laetiporaceae. The transcript has 4 exons. The annotation marks the transcript as partial.
UCAGCCCUCAUCUUCUUUGAGUACACUGUGACUUUCUCUGAAGAGGUUGACGUCAUCUGGGGAGCCAGAUUGACCACUUUCACGGUCAUUUUUGCCCUCAAUCGUUAUCUGCUCAUGGCACAAGCUCUUAUAUUCGCACUGCAUCCCACUUCGUGGCAUACUCCACUGGUAAGUCAUGCCGUCUGUGAGGCUGUCAACUUAUUGGAGGGCGUGAUGACUGUCGCUCUUGAGGCUGUGAUCGCAAGCUUUUCGGCGUUCCGCACAUAUGCUAUUAAUGGACACCAGAUCGUCCCUGCAUUGCUAGUCUUGCUACUGGGGCUAGCGCCGGUUGGCGUCAAUAUCGUGACUAUUGCUCUGACACGCACGAUUUCUGCAGUCAUCCUCAUCUCGGGCAUCUGCUGGGCUGUAUCCGAAUUGAUCGUGGUCCUUGUCACUUGGUUCAAAAUAUCCCGACUCGCCAUAGAUGUGCGGAAGCUACGGCUGAGAGGAUCGAUCGCGACGGUGCUGAUGAGAGACGGUGAGUAUGUGUGGCUCUCUUGG